CGGUAAGCAUAAUUGGAUACGGGCAGAAACGGAAACACAGGCAGCUAUGUUGAUGUGCUAUGAGUAAGUAUGGACAGUAUCCUCGUGGAGCAAGUGUUUCCUCAGAGAGAACAUUGGACGAUCUAGAAGUGAUCCCCAGUACUGAUCACACCCCUGUACAUUCACCACCCACCUCAGCCAAAAUGGAGGGUAAUGUUGGCCCAAACUACCAUGCUGGGACCUCCCGUCCCCCUCAUCAUGGGCGAGGCAGCCCUAACCCACAAGAGGAACACCCAGUGACUCAAGUUCAACACAGAGUCUCUUGGCACACUCCAGGGGUCACAGAGGUCCGCAUGAGCCCAGAAAACACUGACCAUGAGACAAGUGAGUUUGCUCUGGAAUACGUUCAAAGUCCGUCCCAGCCCUGCAUGUCCCCUUCCCGUAGUAUCCAUGGACACAUAACACCUGUUGCCAUGGGAACAGACUCAAGCCCCAUCAGGAGAUUAAAAAGAAAGGAUGCAGAGCACCCACCUGCACGAGUCGAGCGAGAGUUAUCAGAUGCCUAUAUUGAAAGCAUUUCCCGAACCCCAAGGUACGAGUUAGGUCGACACAACACCUACGAUGACAUACUGCAGCAAAUGAGUACUGAAGAUCCAUUCAAGGGGAAUUAUCAGCCCUCUGGCAAGUCACCAGUUAUGGAGCGAUCAAGAGCUCCACAGCCCAGGCAGCGGGAAACUGUAAGUAGGAAGGAAAACCUAAACAAAGAGAAUGAUGACAUAGACAGGUUUAAGAAGAAGAAUGGGAAGAAGAGAAGGAGGAAGAAGGAAGAUGAUUCUGGAGAGAGGCUGGUCAAUGGUGGGUAUGAAAGCCGGACCAACAAGGCUUACACCGGGGAUGGUGAUUCGUUAAAAAGUAAUGACACAUUUACUGUGCAGGGUGAGCGGCGGUCACGGGCGGAUUCCUGGGCGAAGGAGAUUCGCUCCAGUGUCACCAACCUUGCUGGGCCAAUCUUGAAAAAGAUGCCAUCCAAGAUCAAGAGUGUGUCGGAAAGCAACAAGGGCAGAGAUAACAUGUACAGCAAACAAGAACAGAUGGAUAAUCAAGCGUUGACAGAGUUUGUGAAUAAGAGUGGAUUGAUGCUGAGACAGUGUAAAGUGUACGUGCACAAUCGGCGAGCAAAGAAACCUGUGUGUUACUGCGGGCGUGAGAAGUCAUGGCAUGAAGAGCGAGGCUUUCCAGAGGACAAUAACGUCUGGCAUUACCACACUCACUCCAUGGACAAGCCCACAGACUCGUUUGGCGUGGUACAGUUUGAUGGCUUCUGCGGGGACUCACUCAGGGCUCCAUACGUCCGCCUGGGCCCGGACUCUGACCUGGAGAUGGUCUGGGACCUGAUGACAAAGCACUGGCACCUGCCCAUCCCUAAACUACUCAUUUCGGUGACUGGUGGGGCACAGAGAUUCGACCUCAAUCACAGACUCAAACAGGUUUUCAAGAGGGGGCUCAUCAAUGCUGCCACUACCACAGGAGCAUGGAUCAUUACUGGAGGCACAGCGACAGGGGUGAUGCAGUUUGUUGGGGAGGCCGUGCAGGACCAGAUAUCCUCCGGAAUCAAGGGAGAGAACAAUGUUGUCGCUAUCGGCAUAGCAACCUGGGGCUGUAUCGCAAACAGGGAGGCACUCGAUGGCGAAGAUCUGGAGGAGGGUCAAGUGAACCCGCGUCUGUUUCCUGCUCACUACAUGGAGGAAGAUGUGUCGGAGAUCCAGGGUCGUGAUGUGCCCCUUGACCACAACCACACACACUUCCUCCUUGUAGAUGACGGCACUGAAGGGAAGUUUGGCGGGGAGAUUGAGUUCCGCUCCAUGCUUGAGAGAUACGUGUCCGAGAAGGUUGAGACUGGAGUGGCCGAGACACAAAGUGUGAAUGUGCCUGUUGUCCAGCUGGUGUUGGAGGGUGGGGUGGGGACUAUGAAGACUGUGAUGCAGGCCGUACAACAGAACAUCCCUGUGCUCAUCUUGGAGGGCUCAGGCCGUGCUGCAGACUUCAUCUCUUUUGGAUACAACCUCUCGAAGGAUCCCAGGAAUGAUGAGAUGUCCAGGUUUGGUAAUGAUUUUGAUGAGGAGAUGAAAAUAUUUGCGGAAGACAACUUCGCCUUGAAACCAAGCGAUGAUCGGCAGAAAAAGAUUGCAGAACUCAUGAGGCAGCUGAAGGGGACCUUGGAGAAACGAAAACUGGUGAACAUAUUUUCGAUCAACCAGGCUGAUACCAAGGACAUUGAUCGUGCCAUACUGUACGCUCUCCUGAAAGCCAACAAGACGAAUGCCAAUGCCCAGUUGUCACUGGCCCUGGCCUGGAACAGGUGUGACAUCGCACGGCACGAGAUCUUUACACAGGAAAACAGGCAGUACUGGAAGGCAAUGGAGCGUCCCUUCAGAUUCUUGGGGAAAUCUCUGAACAUUCCACUGUACGAUGCCAUGUUCACGGCGCUGGUCCAGGACCGGACAGACUUUGUACAGCUGUUCCUGGAGAAUGGCGUCAGUCUGCGCAAGUUCCUCAGUGUUGACACCCUCUGGAACCUUUAUGGAAAUAGCUUGAAGGACACGUCUGACACAAUGGCCCAGCUUGUUGCCAACCUCAUUGUCUAUCUCAAGGGUUCUAGCAAAUUCAAGCAAAGCUGGGGAGCAUACCUGGCGUGUCAAGACACACGAGCAAGCGUUGUGGACUCUGAACUGCUGCCGUCCAUUGGUCGUCUAAUUGUCCAUCUCAUGGGCGAUGAAAACAUCAACCCCUACCAUCAUACAGAUUCAGGAGAGAGCUUCAUUGUGAAUAUACACCAGCCUGAGCUGAAGUGGUUGGCGGGGAAUCACGAGAACCGGAUGAACAAAUCUGGCACGCUUACUGCCAGGAGGUCCAACACAUUGAACGGGAAGCAGUUCUUCAAGCCCCGUCGUAACGACAACUGGUGUGACUUCACAGACAGUACCCAUGAACUGUUCAUUUUUGCGAUUCUGCUGAACAGACGGGAACUGGGGAAGAUGAUGUGGAAAGUGGGCCAGGAUCAGCUUGGUGCUGCGCUGGUGGCAUGUGCUAUACUGAAGGGGCUGUCAAAGGUAGCUGAUGAUGAGGAGGAGUUGGAACUAAGCAUUGACCUCUUGGACCAUGCCAACAUGUAUGAGGACAUGGCAUACGGUGUAUUGUCUGAGUGUUACAAGAGGGACAAGUUGAUGGCCCACCAGUUGCUGGUGCGGAGACUGGAGAACUACGGGGCCACCACUGUCUUCUCCCUGGCUGACACCCACACACUCAUGAAGUUUAUGGGUCACACAUCAUGCCAGACAAAACUGAACCUGAUCUGGAAGGGCAGGAUGGCCCUGUACACGCAGACCUGGAAGAUCUGUCUGUCUCUGCUGUUCCCGUUCUUCGUACCGUCAAUCAAGUUCACAACAAGUGAUAGUGUGCUUGACACAGAGGAUGGUUCUGUGGAGGAUUACGACGACAUUGACGAGGGCGAGGAGGAAGUAGUCCAGAAGAAGGAAGAUAUACACGUCAUCUCUAACAAGGUGAUGCCUAACAAUAAAGGACAAACAGAGGAUGAGAUAUUUGUGCGAGCCAAGUCCCGGCGCAAACACAAGCCCCAUAAGAAGCUGUACAAGGUUCAGAUGUUUGGUGAAACGCGCAAGGGGGCCAUAGGGAUGCUGGAUGCCUUCUACUACUUCUACACUGCCCCUGUGUCUGUCUUCACUAUCAACACUGUCUCAUACCUGGUAUUUCUGGCACUGUUCUCGUACUUUGUGCUGGUCGACCUGCAGGAGUUCACAUCACCCUUCGAGUACAUCAUCUGGGGGUGGACUGUAACCAUGUUCCUGGAGGAGAUCAGACAGUUGGUGGCAAGUGACCGUCGGUCAUUGUUGUACAAGAUGCGUAGCUGGUCUGGCUCAUUGUGGAAUCGGUUUGACCUGAGCAUGUAUCUCAUCUUCAUCCUUUCUGUCAUCCUCCGCUUCACCCUCAGUGGAAAAGAUUUCGUCUAUGUUCGCAUCUUCUACAGUAUUACUGUGGCCAUGUAUUUCCUGAGGUUUAUGCAAGUGUUCUUUGUGGAGAAAAACAUUGGACCAAAAGUCAUCAUGAUAAAAAACAUGCUAAUCGACCUGAUGUUUUUCCUGGGUAUAUUCCUGGUGUUCCUGCUCAGUUUCGGGAUCAUGUACCAGGCUAACCUGUUCCCUAACUCCCCGGCCAACUGGCGACUCCUCAAGAACGUGCUCUACAUCCCGUACUGGCAGAUGUACGGCGAACUCUUCCUUGAGGACAUGGAAGGAGAACCCCCAGCCCAGUGUACAAAUGACGAGAAUGUGUGGCGUGCAGCAGGUGGGGCCAACCGAUGCCCAGAACAGAUUGCCCUGGUUCCCCUGCUAGCGGCUGUCUACCUCAUCCUCACAAACAUCCUCCUUGUCAACCUCCUCAUUGCCAUGUUUAGCUAUACAUUCCAGGUUGUUCAGGACAAGUCAGAGCAGGUCUGGCGGUAUUAUCGGUACAGCCUUGUGCACGAGUUCUACAAUCGACCCGUGUUCUGUCCCCCCUUCAUCAUCCUGUCACACUGUUACAGACUCAUCAUUUACUGCUGUAGAAAGGGAUGUGGAAUGGGAAAAUAUAAGAAUGAGUUCAAGCUGAAGCUGGAUGAGAAGGACAACACUCGGCUCAGGUUGUUUGUGCGUUCAGCGACAGAGUGUUACCUUACAACGACUAUGCAGGCGGAGCGCGAGGAGUUAGGAAACAAGGUGUCAAACACAGCCAACCGCCUCGAGAAGGUCAUAGAGGAGCUUGACAACAUCAAGGAGUCAGUGAAGUUGCGCCCUUCACCCAUCCUGGAUGAGAACCGGUCACCAGGUGACACCCUGGAUAGAAGCAUCACAACAACUCCAAGACGCCAGUCAAUUGCCGUAUCUUCCUCUGUUGGCCAGCUGCAAGGUCAAAUAGAUAAUCUGAGUCAGCGGAUGGGUGAAACAAGCUCCCAGAUGAGUCAGAUUAUGCUCAUGUUGGAGACGGUCAUCAAACAGCAGAAAAAGACGCCUCACCUUGACAUCAGCGAGGUCAACUCAAGCAAUCUUUGAUAGUUGUUAGUGUGUACUGAAUUUGUUUUUUUGCAUUUAUGUUUUACUUAUGGAUAAAGAUAACAGCGUUAUAUUUUCAAACAAUGAAAUACAGUUUUAUUUUAUCAUGUGAGGAAGGGAUUGUACAUUUGUAAACUUCUCAUACCUGUGAUCAUUUCACUUCAUAGUUUUUGUUUUUAUUUCUUACGCAAUCUUGUUCUUGUUUACAUGUAAAUAUUAACUAUUUGCAGUCACUCUAGCUCUAUUGGGCUGUCACAUUUGUAAUGAAGUUUUGUAUGUUUUUACACAUUUCCCAUAUUACAUAUCAAAUGUAUGCUGUGAUAUACAUUCACCCUUGUGUCCUUUUCUGCUGUGUUUAAUUAUUCAGAUUACAGUGCAAAAAGGAUAUUCACGGGUAUUUCAUGCAUUUUUAGCAAUUUCUUGAUUUCAAAUUUGAAUUGUUUCCCUUUAACAGAUACAUAGUGUAAUAGUUGUGUUAUUAAAGUUAGUAUUAAAUAUGUAUAAUUUCUCAGAUACAUGUAGUAGGUACAUGCAGGAUGCACGUACUUUGAUUUUAGAGCUGAACUAAAUGAAGGCGGACUUCAAUCACAACUUUUCGUUUUUCUCCAUAUUGGUUGGGAAAUAGACCUUGAAAGUAAUUGCUUGAUCUUGAUAUGCCACAUAGCAGUUUUCCCUCACGUCUUAGAUCUUACCCCUCACCUAUGUAAUUGCCUCCAUAUUUAGCUACCUCUUUAUAAUUGUUUCUUUACAAGAAAUCAACUUAAAAGGGUAUAUAGAUGUUAUACACAUGUGUUGUGGGGGCUUCUUUCAAUAUAUCUACAUUUGCCUAGUUAAGAUCAUAUAGACUGUAAGACAUUAUGACAUCAUCCUUUAUGUAUUUACUGCGCUCAAAUUGCAUAACUGCAACAUCAUUUAACAAAGGUUUUACGACUUCUUUUAAAAUAGAUACUCAGCUGUAGAAAAUAUUGCUUAUUGUUAACCAUGAUAAAUAAGUUUCAAAAUAGAUAGUAAAUCUACUUAUUAUUAUGAAAUUGAAAAAGCUGUUUUAUUCACAAGAUACAUACAUACAGAUGAGUUCCAUGUUAUAUUACUUGAAGCGUAUAGUUCGGUGACUAAGAAUCUUAGAAUUUUUUAUUUUACUAAAAACACUUCUUUUCGAAUCUAAAUGUGUAGUGGAUUAUUAAAGUAUAAGGAUUGAUCACAUUUUUUCAAGUGAUCAUGCUGUAUGUUGCAACAAUCCCGAAGAAGUGUUAGCUCUAGUCUGGGUUUGGUUCUGCUACCUAAUGUUUUAUCUGUCUAGAUGUGUUGUAACAUGCACACUGUGAUGGCAAAGUGGCUUGAUUCAGCUGUCUUGUAUGUUUACAUUAUGUCCUUUUGUUUAUUUUAAUCCAUACAGCUAAAACUGGAUCAUGUUGUGUUGUAUUAAUUCAUGUUUAUACAUUCUGUGGCUUCUUGUACUUAAGAUUAGCUUGUUUUUAGAGCAUUCUUUUUCCUCAAUGAAGUCUUUCUGCAGCAAAAUGUGAUACAACUUCAAAAAAUUGACAAGGAUUUUUGUUGAUGUACAAAUGUUCUUAUUUUUAUUUACAUAUCAUUUUACAAUAACUUUGUCUAAUCAGACUUCUGUUAGACUGAUAGAAAUAAGACUGUGUUUGAGGACUCUCAGCCAGACUGUAGUUGAUGAUUAAUUUUAAAGGCUGUACAGGGUUUGCUGGAUGCCUUUACAUAUGCCCUGGUGCCAAGUCAAAAUAUAAACAGCAAUGUUGAAUUACAAAAUGAUUUCGAUGGACUUUAAUCAGCCUUUGCAGGUGUAUAAAUGAUUUGUAUCAUGCAUAAACAAAUGUGCAUUAUUGAAAAAAUAAAAAAUAAAUGUUUUGACUUUUGAUAUUAUCUCUUCUGUAUACGAAUAUACUAUGACAUUGUGCUUUUAAUUUAUUCUUCACUCCUUUUUUUAGUAUUUAU
Messenger RNA from Mya arenaria, 7043 nucleotides. RefSeq names its product transient receptor potential cation channel subfamily M member 2-like. The coding region runs from base 60 to 5084 and encodes 1674 amino acids. The record is from RefSeq and is a predicted model, not a curated record. Gene Ontology annotation, cellular component: membrane. The transcript is spliced from 33 exons. Gene Ontology annotation, molecular function: ligand-gated calcium channel activity. Gene Ontology annotation, biological process: calcium ion transmembrane transport. Lineage: Eukaryota; Metazoa; Mollusca; Bivalvia; Myida; Myidae.